Puma concolor (puma) is the source of this 1431-nucleotide messenger RNA. NCBI's taxonomy places the organism in Eukaryota, Metazoa, Chordata, Mammalia, Carnivora, Felidae. The record is from RefSeq and is a predicted model, not a curated record.
AUGGCCUCCAAGCGCAUCACCCAGGAGACCUUCGAUGCAGCCGUUCGUGAAAACAUUGAAGAGUUCGACAUGGGACCAGAGGAGGCAGUAAAAGAAGCUGUGGAACAAUUUGAAUCGCAAGGGGUGGAUCUGAGCAACAUUGUAAAGCUGGCACCCAAAGUCUCUGCAGAUGGACCCCAGGAGCCUACACAUGACAUCCUCCAGGCCCUGGAUGAUCUACAGGAGUCCGUGGCCCACUCUCGCCCCCAGGAAGUGUCAGCGCAUCUUGCCCGCUUUUUUGAGCAGUGCAAGCAGCACAAACCUUGCCGCUUCCUGGCAGCCCAGAAAGGGGCCUACCCCAUCCUUCUCGCUGCCUGGAAGCUUGCUGUAGUGAGUGACCAGGGCCUCCUGCUCCAGGCCCUCAAUGCCGUGUCGGUCCUGACCGAAGGCCAGCCCGAUCUCCUAGACACCCAGGGCUUGCAGUUGCUGGUGACCACACUGGCCCAGAAUGCCGAUGCAGCCGAUCUGACCUGUUCUGGGAUCCGCUGUGUGUGCCAUGCCUGCCUGAAGCACGAGCAGAAUCGGCAGAGCCUGGUGAAGGCCGGUGUGCUGCCCCUGCUGACCGGUGCCAUCACCCGGCAUGGUCACUGCGCCGAUGUGGUCAAGGAGGCCUGCUGGGCCCUCCGAGUCAUGACCUUCGAUGAUGACAUCCGUGUGCCCUUUGGCCGUGCCCACGACCAUGCCAAGAUGAUUGUGCAGGAGAAUGGAGGCUUGAAGGUGCUCAUUGAGGCCGCCAAAGCAUUCUCUGACAACCCCAGUGUCCUGAGUGAGCUCUGCAGCACCCUAUCCCGCCUGGCUGUCCGCAACGAAUUCUGCCAGGAGGUCGUCGACCUUGGGGGCCUCGGUGUCCUGGUGGCCCUCCUGGCCAACUGCAGCGACCACCAGGUGGGCCUCCAGAGCCGUCUUAGGGACCUUGUGAAGCAAGUGUUGAGUGCCCUGAGGGCCAUCGCAGGCAAUGAUGAUGUGAAGGAUGCCAUUGUUCGAGCUGGUGGGACAGAGUCCAUCGUGGCUGUCAUGACCCAGCACCUGGCCAGCCCCCAGGUGUGCGAGCAGAGCUGUGCAGCCCUGUGCGUCCUGGCCCUGCGAAAGCCAGAGAACAGCCGGGUCAUCAUGGAGGGUGGCGGGGCCCUGGCUGCAUUGCAGGCCAUGAAGGCACACCCGCAAGAGGCCGGAGUGCAGAAACAGGCCUGCAUGCUGAUCCGUAACCUGGUGGCUCGAAGCCAGGCCUUUUCACAGCCCAUCCUGGACCUGGGGGCUGAAGCACUCAUCUUGCAGGCCCGUGCUGCCCACCGUGACUGUGAGGACGUGGCCAAAGCUGCCUUGCGGGACCUUGGCUGCCGCGUUGAGCUCCGGGAGCUGUGGACUGGCCAAAAGGGCAACCUGGCGCCAUGA